UAAAAGUGGAAUAAAAAACAACUAUUUUGUAAAUUAGAGGGAGUUGGCCCUUCUUCUUCUUGACAGAAAGGACGACUCUGAUCACAGUUCUUGUGUUUGUUUCUCAACAAUGGCUAGGAAACCAGUGAAGUAUUUCGUGGUGGAUGCAUUCACUGACACGGCAUUCAAGGGAAAUCCAGCGGCUAUUUGUUUAUUAGAGGAAGAAAGGGAUGAGAAAUGGCUGAAAAAUUUAGCGGCUGAGUUCAAUAUUUGCCUGACCUGUUAUUUGAUUCCCAUAAACGAAGACGAAGAAGAAGAAGAAGAAGAAGAUGAUCAUUCGAUCAGUCCGCCCAAGUUUAGCCUCAGAUGGUUCAAUCCUGAAGCUGAGAUAGAGCUUUGUGGUCAUGCAACAUUGGCAGCUGCACACGUACUUUUCUCAACUGGUUUGGUAAAUUCAAACAUCAUUGAGUUUUCCACACUUUCAGAAAUUCUAACUGCUAAAAAGUUUCCAGAUCAUGUCAAUCUUCUUGAGGUUAAUUCAAAUGUUAUUAGUAAUGGUGAAUCACAAGACAGUUACUUCAUUGAAUUGGACUUCCCAGUUUUUUCUACUGUUGAACUCGAUUCUGCUGUUGUUGUUUCUUCAAUCUCCAAAGCUUUGAAUGUUGCUUCUAUAGUUGACAUUAAGAUGUGUAACAUGAAUCCCAAUAGACUCUUGGUUGUUCUUCCAUCGGAAAAAGAUGUAGUAGAUUUUCAACCUAAUUAUGACGAGAUACGAAAGUGUCCUGGAGCUGGGUUAAUCAUAACUGGAGUAGCCCCUGCUGAGUCGAAUUUUGACUUUUAUACUCGACACUUCGCCCCCAAAUUAGGGAUCGACGAGGAUCCUGUAUGUGGUAGUGCACAUUGUGCCUUGCCAGUCUUCUGGGCCAAAAAGUUGGGCAAAUCUGAUUUUGUUGCUUAUAUGGCAUCACCUAGAAGUGGAGUAUUGCACGUCCAUCUGGAUGACCAGAAACAAAGGGUUUUGUUGCGAGGGAAAGCUAUUAUUAUGGCGGAAGGUAUUGUGUUGGUUUGAAAUUAUCUUUCAACCAUAAUUCAAUCUUCUUUCUUUUUUGUUUUUUUUAUUGUGAACCUUAAAUAAGUGUUAUUUAACAUGAGCUUAGUUCAAUUGACACUUGUAUGAACCUGUGAACAAGAGAUCUUGAGUUCAA
Cucumis melo (muskmelon) is the source of this 1184-nucleotide messenger RNA. RefSeq lists its product as uncharacterized. Lineage: Eukaryota; Viridiplantae; Streptophyta; Magnoliopsida; Cucurbitales; Cucurbitaceae. Gene Ontology annotation, cellular component: cytoplasm. Gene Ontology annotation, biological process: biosynthetic process. The transcript has 6 exons. Bases 110 to 1048 code for a protein of 312 amino acids. The record is from RefSeq and is a predicted model, not a curated record. Gene Ontology annotation, molecular function: isomerase activity.